This is a messenger RNA of Hypoxylon trugodes, 3064 nucleotides long. Its product is annotated as chloride channel. The transcript has 4 exons. Bases 209 to 2950 code for a protein of 913 amino acids. Lineage: Eukaryota; Fungi; Ascomycota; Sordariomycetes; Xylariales; Hypoxylaceae. The record is from RefSeq and is a predicted model, not a curated record. Gene Ontology annotation, cellular component: early endosome; Golgi apparatus; membrane. Gene Ontology annotation, molecular function: voltage-gated chloride channel activity. Gene Ontology annotation, biological process: transmembrane transport; chloride transport.
GUUCUUAUCGUUAUCGGACGUGUACUGUACUCCGAGAUAGGUAGCAGCGAUCAAUUAAGGACCCCUACCAACCUCGCCGAUCGCAAAGGCCGCAACGCAAUGUGUUUAAUCUACAUAAUUAAAUCUCGAAACCAUAAUAAAUUAUAAAAUAACUUCAGUAAAUAAGGUCACUUUGCGAUAUGGCAGAUCGCAUAUUAGGGCCUUCAAGAUGGCAAGCAGCAGCAGGAAUUUCAUAAACGUCCACGAGGAAGAAGCCUCGUCUUCUUCCUCGCGAUCCCCCAACGGCCAGCCCCAGCUGACACCGAACGCUACCGACGAUGACGAGAGAGACGAGCUCGAUAAUUUGUUCGAUGACGACGAUGAUGGGGGGGUGCUGGCUGAUGAUGACCCGCUUACCGAUGAAUUGGCGGAGCCGAUGAGUUUUAAAAGAAAGCAAAAACAAUCGGUUUUCUCGCAACCUGGUCGAUUACUUUCCACAUUGACGGGUAACCGCCUCGGAUCCGUCUCGCCGCGAUCGCCGCUUUCUGGAACCGCGACACCGACGAGGCUACAAGGUCUAGAUACGGGACGGUUCGAGGGUACUUCUUCUCCACACGCGCCGAGCGCUCCGAAAGAAGGGACGCCGAUGGAUUGGUACGUCGAGGGUCCGGGGCGAAGAGUAGGAUACGAGGAUCUGACGGCUAUUGAUUGGAUCUUCGAGUACACGAAAGAGCGACAACGGUUACGAGUCCUAUAUUCGAGUGCGACGGGAAUAGUCGGAUAUAUACAACAACUGCUUGAUUCUAGUCAGAUAUGGGUCGUCCUUGUAUUGUCGGGCAUUGCUGUUGGUGCGCUGGCAGCAGGCAUAGAUGUUGCAUCGGACUGGCUAGGAGACAUCAAGACAGGUUAUUGCGCUUCAGGGCCUGAGGGUGGCGCGUUCUAUCUAAAUAAGCAGUUCUGCUGUUGGGGUUACGACCAAGGCGAUAAAUGCUUAGGAUGGAAACCAUGGGCUGCAGCUCUAGGAAUAGGGUCUGCUGGCGGGAAGUGGUUUAUAGAGUACUUCUUUUUCUUGUUAUUUUCCGUGACAUUUGCGCUCUGCGCGGGAUUCCUCGUGAAGGAGUACGCAAUCUAUGCAAAGCAUAGUGGUAUACCCGAAAUCAAGACGGUAUUGGGCGGGUUCGUCAUUCGGCGUUUCUUAGGCUCUUGGACGUUGGCUACGAAGUCAUUAGGAUUGUGCCUUGCUGUCGCAUCCGGUAUGUGGUUAGGAAAAGAAGGCCCCUUAGUCCACGUUGCUUGUUGUUGCGCGAAUUUAUUCAUCAAAUUAUUUCCAAAUAUCAACGCCAAUGAAGCACGAAAACGAGAGGUUCUCUCUGCAGCUGCAGCAUCGGGUAUUUCCGUCGCAUUCGGAUCUCCUAUUGGAGGUGUGCUGUUCAGUCUUGAGCAAUUAUCCUACUAUUUCCCUGACAAAACCAUGUGGCAAAGCUUCGUAUGCGCCAUGACAGCCGCCGUCGUGUUGCAAGCUUUCGACCCUUUCAGGUCCGGUAAGCUUGUACUGUACCAAGUCAAGUUUAGUACGGGCUGGCAUGGCUUUGAAGUAAUACCCUUUGCCUUACUUGGCAUUCUAGGUGGUAUUUACGGUGGACUCUUUAUCAAAGCUAAUAUGCGCGUAGCGCAAUGGAAGAAGUCAGCUUCCUGGCUUCCAGGUCCCUUGACCCAAGUUAUCAUCGUGGCUCUCCUCACGGCCCUUAUUAACUAUCCCAAUUUCUAUAUGCGAGCGCAGUCUUCCGAACUCGUGUCCUCGCUUUUCUCCGACUGCGCCUUGGUGCUCGACGACCAAUUUGGCCUCUGCAAAAAGGGGGUUGCGACAGCUGGUACUAUCGUCUUACUGUUAUUCGCUUCCGUCCUUGGCUUCUUUCUCGCAUCCAUUACCUUCGGCCUGCAGAUCCCAGCAGGUAUCAUUCUACCGUCUAUGGCUAUCGGCGCUCUUACUGGUCGCGCAGUCGGCAUUGUCAUGGAGAUCUGGCAACACAAUCAUCCUGAUUUCUUCGCCUUUAGUACCUGCGACCCAGGUCGGCCGUGCGUGACGCCUGGUGUAUACGCUAUGAUUGGUGCAGCGGCUACCCUUGCCGGCGUCACGCGCAUGACCGUCUCCAUCGUUGUUAUUAUGUUCGAACUGACAGGCGCUUUAACAUACGUCCUCCCUAUUAUGGUCGCUGUCAUGCUUUCCAAGUGGGUUGGUGACGCCUUCUCCCGUCGCGGUAUCUACGAAUCUUGGAUCCACUUCAACGAGUACCCAUUCCUGGAUUCUGGUGAUGAGGGCGGUGGCGCUCAGCAUGUGCCCGAUGUUCCUGCUGCACAAGUUAUGACACGCGUUGAGGACCUUGUUGUUCUCACCGCUACUGGUCACACUGUCGCUAGUCUGCGUAGUGUUCUCAACUCCUGUAAUUAUCGUGGUUUUCCUGUUGUUAGCGAUCCUCGCGAUGCUAUUCUUUUGGGAUAUAUAAGUCGGGCUGAAUUAGCGUAUAACUUGGAAGUUAGCGGCUUACCUCCCGAGGCCGAAGCCUUUUUCUCUCACCAACCCCUCGCCGAUCCGCGCGCUACUCUCGACUUGCGCCCUUGGAUGGACCGCACUCCCUUAACAUUACCCGCCCGUGCUGGCCUCCACCUUGCUGUCGCAUACUUCCAGAAACUUGGCGUGCGCUACGUCAUGUUCUGCGAGCGCGGCGCUUUACAAGGUCUUCUAACCAAGAAAGAUUGUUGGUAUGUCCUUAAUGGCGCAGAAGAGGCGCGUGGGGGCGGAGGGCGACCUGUUGUCGGUAUGGCUGGACAAGGGUUCCGCGGGGAUGAAGAUGAUGCGGACGAUGGCCAGGAAACCGGUGUUACUGACGAGCGUGGCGGUUUACUCAGCUCUGGUGAUGAGGGUGUCCUAGCGGAAUCCCCGGCUGACGACCGGAGAAGUGGGAUAUUGUAAUUUUUUUUUGGAGCCUGGUGUGGAAUUUUAGAUAUUUAGAUAUGGAUGUACGUGUAGCAUGGCGCGUGGUAUAGGCGUCUUGAGAUUCCCUAUUAAUACGAAAGAUUUAGACAA